AUGGAAGGAGAUAAAGAGCAUCCGUUGGUAAUCGGAAAAUUCAAAAAUCCUCAUGGUUUUAAAAAUAUUAAUAUGAAUAAUCUUGGGAUUCAAUAUGCAAAUAGCAAUAAAUCUUGGAUGACCAGUUUAAUUUUUAAAAACUGGGUUGAACGGUUAAAUUCCAAAAUGAGUGUGGAAAAUAGAAAGAUUUUGCUUCUUUUAGAUAAUGCGCCAGUUCACUAUUUUGAUGGCGAAUUCAGUAAUAUCGAAUUGUAUUUUCUUCCUCCAAAGACAACAUCUAAGAUUCAACCAAUUGAUCAAGGGAUUGUGCAUUCAUUUAAAUCGUUGUAUAAAAAAGGAAUGACUAGAAAUUUGAGUAUGGGAACAAAUAUAGGAACAUUGUCAUAUACAGAUGAACUUACCAAAUUCAAAUUAGUGAAUGCUCUACCUUUAAUUAUUGAGGCUUGGAACGAAGUCACAGUGGACUAUCAAAAAUUGCUUUAA
Molecule: messenger RNA, 483 nt
Organism: Octopus sinensis (East Asian common octopus)
Lineage: Eukaryota; Metazoa; Mollusca; Cephalopoda; Octopoda; Octopodidae
Product: tigger transposable element-derived protein 6-like
Exons: 1
Coding region: 1-483 (160 amino acids)
Cellular component (GO): nucleus
Molecular function (GO): DNA binding
Source: RefSeq, a predicted model, not a curated record